CGGGGGACCUUUUUGGUGCCUGGUAGACUUGGCAAUCACAAACGGGUCGGGCCUGGCCUAAUUUUUGACUCUUGUCUCUCUCUCUUUUACUUUCUCUCCACAGUUCGCCCUUUUUCUUGUUUUCCUGAAACGGCUCUUGGGCGGUUUCGGGUUUCCGAUUUCUGUUCCUCUCCUCCCUAACCCCUAACCGCCGUACAUCGGCGCAAGAUGGAGGUGCUUUGAACUCCCCCCCCCAACGACGCCUCCCUUCGUUUCUUUUAUAUAUAUAUAAAGUAAUUUAUAUGUAUAUAAUCUUUUCCUACGGAUAUACCAUUCGUUACAUCUAGACCCAGGUUGUCUUGGUGUUCUGCUGCCCAAGAAGCCCUAGCCCUAUUAUAUUCGUAUUCCUCAUAUUCGUAUUACGUCUAUGGGCUCUUUUUCACGCCCGCAAAUCCCCACUUCUUAUAUUUAUAUUUAUAUUUAUAUUUAUAUUUAUUUUGAAUCUACUCCUCUGAAUAUACGAGAAAGGGCAGCUAGGUAACCCCUGGUCACCCGUUUCCCCCCUGCUGCGCGGUAGCCAUGGCUCCUCCCCCGAAAAAACGCGAUGAUAACUGGAUUGAUGGCCUACGCGGAAUCGCCUCCUUUAUCGUCGUAACCGGCCACCUCCUCACCGCAUUCGCACCAAUCCUGCACUCCCCCUCCUCCUCGAAGGAAGGCUGGCCUUUACUCUUCCAGCUCCCCAUCCUCCGCCUCUGCGUCGGCGGCCGCGCCGCAGUCUGCAUCUUCUUCAUCGUCACCGGUUUUGUCAACUCACUCAACCCGGUCAAGAAUGUGCAGGCCGGCAACACCGAGCUGGCCCUCACGAACCUGGCCAAGGCCACCUUCACCCGCUCUGGCAGGCUAUUUUUCCCGACCAAUAUCGGGGCGACGGUGGCCUGGGCCGUGUGUCAGCUGGGCGGGUUUAAUAUUGCGCGCAGGGCUGAUGCGGGCUGGGUGCGUAUGGUGAGCAAGGUGCCUGGGCCGACGUUUUGGGCGGCGGUUAAGGCCCUGUUGAGGAAUUGGACAUUAUUUUGGAACGAUGGCUCCGGCACGUAUGACCCGGUGCAUUGGACGAUUGUUUUCUUCCUGAGUGGGUCGAUGCGGAUUUAUUUGACGCUGCUGGCAACGUCGUCUAUUAGUUCGCGGUGGAGAGUUGCUAUUGUUGUUGGGUUGUAUAUCUUCUCAUGGUGCACGAGUGACUACAUCGUCGGCAUAAACAUAAACUCCGGCCUCCUCCUCGCCCACCUGCAAGUCACCUACGGCUCCCGCGCAACAUCCACCCUCCCAAAAGCCCUCCCAGCCCUCCUCAUCCUCACCGGCCUCCUCAUCACCUCCUUCCCCCAGGACAACCACGACUGGACCAGCUGGUCCCUCGCCAUGCGCCGCAUCAUGCUCAGCAUCACCCCAGCCUCCGCCGACCGCUUCAUCGGCCGCUACUGGGUCAACCUCGGCUGCACGGUGCUGAUGACGGGCGUCUUCUUCUCGCGCAACGCGCGCCGCAUCCUGACGCUGCCGCUGUUCAAUUUCCUGGGCCGCUGCUCGUUCCCCGUCUACCUGCUGCACAACACGCUGCUGCGAUCGCUGCUGGUGUGGAUGGUGUACGGGGCGGAGGCGUGGGAUAAGGAGGCGUGGGGCCGGGUGAAGGAGGAUGGGACGCCGGCGGAGUUGCGGCGGGGCGGGUGGGGCACGUUCGCGGUGGCGGUGCCGGUUUUUUAUGUGGUGUUGUAUGCUACGGCGUAUUUUUGGAUGGAGAGGGUUGAUCCGCUGUGUGCGCGGGUUGUGUUUUGGAUGCGGGAGAGGAUGUUUGCGGGGGAGGUGGAGUUGGGGAGGGCGGGUGGUGGUGGUCUUCAUAAUGGUAAUGGUAUUGGUAACGGCGGUGCGAAUGGUGUUCUGAAUAGCAGUGCCAAGGGGACCUUGACGAGGGAGAGGGAGAAGGAGAAAGAGCAGGAGUUGUUGGUGGCGGGGUUGGUUUCUAAUGCUGGUGCGAGCGGGAGCGGCUCUUCAUGAGGGAGUGUUUUAAGGGGUAAGGGGGGGAGGGGGG
Messenger RNA from Blastomyces gilchristii SLH14081, 2059 nucleotides. Its product is annotated as acyltransferase. The transcript is spliced from 3 exons. The record is from RefSeq and is a predicted model, not a curated record. Gene Ontology annotation, molecular function: acyltransferase activity, transferring groups other than amino-acyl groups. NCBI's taxonomy places the organism in Eukaryota, Fungi, Ascomycota, Eurotiomycetes, Onygenales, Ajellomycetaceae. Gene Ontology annotation, biological process: polysaccharide biosynthetic process. Bases 559 to 2025 code for a protein of 488 amino acids. Gene Ontology annotation, cellular component: membrane.